AUGAACGGGAAGGCUAACAUGCUUCCUCAGGCCGACCCAUCACAUAUCACCUACACGGAGAACUUGCAAAAGUUCCUCCGUCUGCCUCAGGGCGGCAAGAUCAUUGCCGAGUACAUCUGGGUCGACAGUGAGGGCGGUGUCCGCUCAAAAUCAAGGACCCUUGAUGCCAAGGACACCGAUUAUACUCCCGCUGAGCUUCCCAUGUGGAACUUUGACGGUUCCUCCACUGGCCAGGCUCCCGGCGAGAACUCAGAUAUCUAUCUCCAGCCCGUUGCUGUCUUCCCCGACCCGUUCAGGGGUACCCCCAACAUUCUUGUUCUUGCCGAGUGCUUGAACAACGAUGGCACCCCCAACAAGUACAACCACCGCCACGAGUGCGCCAAGUUGAUGGAGGCUCACGCUGAGCACAAGCCGUGGUUCGGUCUUGAGCAGGAGUACACUCUGCUCGACCUCAACGAUCGUCCCUAUGGCUGGCCCAAGAACGGUUACCCUGCUCCUCAGGGCCCCUACUACUGCGGUGUCGGUGCUGGCAAGGUUGUCAUGCGUGACAUCGUCGAGGCUCACUACAAGUGCUGCUUGUAUGCCGGCGUCAAGAUCUCUGGCACCAACGCCGAGGUGAUGCCCGCUCAGUGGGAGUACCAGGUCGGCCCUUGCGAGGGUAUCGAGAUGGGUGACCACCUCUGGCUCUCUCGCUUCCUCCUCCACCGUGUGGCCGAGGAGUUCGGUGCCAAGGUCUCUUUCGACCCCAAGCCCAUUCCCGGCGACUGGAACGGUGCCGGUCUUCACAGCAACUUCUCCACCAAGGAGAUGCGUGAGGAGGGCGGCAUGAAGCACAUCGAGGCCGCCAUCAAGAAGCUCGAGAGCCGCCACGCCGAGCAUAUUGCCGUGUACGGCGAGGGUAACGAGAAGCGCCUUACCGGCCGUCACGAGACUGGCUCUAUCGACACCUUCUCCUACGGCGUCGCUAACCGCGGCGCCUCUAUCCGUAUCCCAAGGGAAUGCGCGGCCAAGGGUUAUGGCUACUUUGAGGAUCGCCGUCCCGCUUCCAACGCCGACCCAUAUCAAAUCACCGGUAUUAUCAUGGAGACCUGCUUCGGUGCUGUCUCUGAGUAG
Molecule: messenger RNA, 1113 nt
Organism: Podospora anserina S mat+
Lineage: Eukaryota; Fungi; Ascomycota; Sordariomycetes; Sordariales; Podosporaceae
Exons: 3
Coding region: 1-1113 (370 amino acids)
Cellular component (GO): cytoplasm
Molecular function (GO): glutamine synthetase activity
Source: RefSeq, a predicted model, not a curated record